Molecule: messenger RNA, 5565 nt
Organism: Cavia porcellus (domestic guinea pig)
Lineage: Eukaryota; Metazoa; Chordata; Mammalia; Rodentia; Caviidae
Gene: Znf574
Product: zinc finger protein 574
Exons: 2
Coding region: 2638-5328 (896 amino acids)
Biological process (GO): regulation of transcription by RNA polymerase II
Cellular component (GO): nucleus
Molecular function (GO): RNA polymerase II cis-regulatory region sequence-specific DNA binding; DNA-binding transcription factor activity, RNA polymerase II-specific
Source: RefSeq, a predicted model, not a curated record
UGGGGGAAAGGAACAUGACAGUUGGCGCUGAAGGCUGAGCCCGUGACUCACCACCACCCCCACGCUCGUGAUGGGGAGGAGAUACUGACACACUCACGUGCCAUUCCCAGCACACGUGACCAUGUGCCCUGCACACACCUGGCACAUGGCAACUGAGACCACACACAGGCCUGGCAUGGGGACCUCUGCAGCUGGUAGGUGGGCCAUCCCCAUCAUACAUAUGACACAUAUAUCUGACCACUAACCUCCUCAUCCUUCUUGGGUAACACCUACAGCCUCCUAGCACCUCCUACAGCUCCAGCCAGGCCUGUGGCCCAGACUAGGCCUUUGCUUAUGCAGGGACCCUAAUAUAGAACACCUAUUUUCUCUAAAUGCAAUCCAUUACAGAAGGCUUGGUCCACUGCUACCAUCUACAGUAUGCCUGACCAGGCCUCACUUUAGUUACUCCUGUAUCAUCUGAAAAGACCUCACUAACUCAAAUAAAUUGGAAAGUCCAAGUAGAAGGUUCUAAUCUAGGAAAAAAGACUCUAAAAAGCUAAAUUCAUCCCUUAGAUUUUUCAAGUGAGGAAAAAUAGGCCUCAACAGCAGCAAAAACCUGCCUAAGUGCACAAUACCAGUCCAAGGCAGAGCCUGGUUUCUUCUUUGGCUCCCAUGUCGCGUGUCAUUGCCCUCAGGACAAACCCAGACUGCCUGAGUGCAGACAGGCCCUAGCUUUAAGAGCUCAUUAAUUUCCAGCAGCCUCUUGCUCUGCUUGUCAUGCACCCUCAGCAUACAACUAGAGACCAUCCUGCCUGCCAGGCAAUGGAGGCUGGGGACUAAGAGUACAGCUCUUAGGUAGGAUCAACUUCUGGGUUGGAAUCCUGGCUCUGUCUUGUCCUAAUUAUAGGAAUUUGUACAAGUUACUUAACUUCUUUGGGCCUCGAUUUCUUUGUAAACUCAGGAAAGUAGUUUUUCCCUCAGAGAGUUUUUGAGAGGAUUAAACUAAGUAAUGCAUAGAAAGCACUAGGCAUAAUUUCUAGCACAUCACCUCAUACUCAGAUGUCAGCUAUUAAUUUUGGGCUCCUUGAGAUUCUAAUAAAUAGCUUUGGCUUCAUACCUCACAAUCACCCUUUGAGACAGAGGCUGUUAUUUUACCCCCCAUUUUAUAGAUGAGGAAACCGAGGCAAAGAGGAGUUGCUUUGCUCAAGGUCACAGAAAGUGACAGGGCCAGGACUGCAGUCCAGGCAGCCUGGUAUAACCAACAUGAAUCAUCUUAGGGAAUUAGUAGAAAGCUAGGACACUCAGAAAGUAACAGAAAGGCAAAGCAAAGGUGACUAAAAAGUCAAACCUAGAUCUUAAGGUGUGUGGCUUCCUGGUACCUUUUUGGCCUCAGGUGGGUAAAUACCUCGAAGUUUCCUCAUCUGAGAAAUGAGAAGGGUCAGGGAGGUCUGACCAAGUGCAUUUCUUCCAGCUCCCCUGUCCUUGAGUGCACGGGUAGCUCUUUGAAAACGCAGUGGUGAUGGUUUUGGUUUGGGGAUUUAAACCAGGGCCUUGUGCGGGCUAGGCAAGUGCCCUGCUCUUGUACUUAGCCACACCUUCAGCCCUCUCUGAAAACACUGGCAAUGGAGCUGGGCCAGUCUGUUGGACACACGUGGUCUCAUCUUCCCUGAGCUGUGCAAGGUCAGUCACCCUGACAGGUGACAGGCAGCAAAUAGUCUGUUACUGCUAUAGGAUCACCUUCAGGCUCUCACUCGAGACUGUUCUCUGGUCCUCUAACCGCGUUUCUUUGAACGAAACUUGCUCUUUUUCUUCAUUUCCCAUUUCCUCCCGUAUCCCUUGAGUUUUUCUCGUUUCCCGACUCCUCGAUUUACCAACACAGUGUAUCCAACCCAUCCCACUGCCCCGUUCCCUUUUUCCACUCUCUUCUUUUUUUUCCCCUGUAAUAGAACCAGCCUGGUAUCUCGGUUCCCACGUUUAUUCCUCCUUGUGAUCGAUGCCAGUUCCCCCUCCCCCCUCUUCUUUCACUCUGGGUGGUGUUUCACUUUCUCUCUUUUGCCCUCAGGAGCUCCAGCGCUUCAAUUCCACUCCUCCUGCUGUCGGGUAACAAACACCUCAAUUGCCGGCACCUCCCCCAAUAUCCAAUGCCAACUCUAGCCUAGCACCCCCAAGAUGGCGCCCACAGUCUCGCCCCGCCUACUGACGUCAUCGCGCUGGCCUCCGUUCAGCGCUCCUCGAGUCGGAGGCGGAGUCGAAGAAAGGUUGGAGGAGGAGCAUCCUCCAGGCUAAAGAGGCGGGCACUAUCAACCUGAGGGCUGGCCAAUGAGUGAACGUCGCUAGAGGAUUGGUUAGGCGCCAAGGGAGAGCCCUACCCUUUGCCCUAUUGGCCCAAACCUCAUAGACAUGAUUGUCGAUUGGCUGGGCAGCAGGUGCCAGACGGGCAGUGAUUGGGCGCGUUUUGCCGUCUGUGCAGCGGCCGAGGAGGAAGGUGGGAGGGGCGUUGCUGAGGGCGGCCGGGGGCGAGAGCUAGGCUGUGGAGGAGGCGAGAGGAGACGGCGAGAGCUAGAGAGGACGCGGUGCUAAGCUUUGGUGUGAGGCUGGCCGUGACCGGGGCCUGGGGUGUUCGAGACAGCUGAAGCAGGUGAGGACCUCGAUGCUGCCAUGACUGAAGAGUCAGAAGAGACGGUCCUGUACAUCGAGCACCGUUAUGUCUGCUCUGAGUGCAAUCAGCUGUAUGGAUCCCUGGAGGAGGUGCUUGUGCACCAGAACUCCCACGUGCCUCAGCAACAUUUUGAGCUCGUGGGUGUGGCUGACCCUGGUGUCACUGUUGCCACAGAGGCAGCUUCAGGCACAGGCCUCUAUCAGACCUUAGUACAGGAGAGUCAGUACCAAUGCCUAGAGUGUGGGCAGCUGCUGAUGUCACCCAGCCAGCUCCUGGAGCACCAGGAGCUGCACUUAAAGAUGAUGGCACCUCAGGAGGUAGUGCCAGCUGAGCCACCACCCAAGGUACCCCCACUGAGCUCCAGUACCAUCCACUAUGAGUGUGUGGAUUGCAAGGCUCUGUUUGCCAGCCAGGAACUUUGGCUGAGCCACCGGCAGACCCACCUCCGGACAACACCUACCAAGCCGUCUGCCCCAGUGGUCUUGGGGUCUCCAGUUGUCCUGGGUCCCCCUGUUGGCCAGGCCCGCGUGGCUGUGGAACACUCUUACCGGAAGGCAGAAGAGGGUGGGGAAGGGGCAGCUAUUCCAUCUGCAGCUGCCACUACCACUGAGGUCGUGACUGAGGUGGAGCUGCUUCUCUAUAAGUGCUCUGAAUGUUCCCAGCUCUUCCAGCUGCCAGCUGACUUCCUGGAGCAUCAGGCCACCCACUUUCCUGCUCCUGCCCCAGAAUCUGAGGAGCCUGCCUUACAGCCGGAGACUCUGACUCCAUCACCUGUAGAAGUACCUGUGUCUCAGCCUGACCCUCUGCCAGCCUCUGACCACAGUUAUGAGCUGCGCAAUGGCGAAGCCAUUGGAAGAGAUCGCCGUGGGCGCAGGCCACGGAGGAACAACAGUGGAGACCCAGGCGGGACAGCUACCCAGGAGCUCUUCUGCUCAGCCUGUGACCAGCUCUUUCUCUCGCCCCACCAGCUACAGCAGCACCUGCGGAGUCACCGAGAGGGUGUCUUUAAGUGCCCCUUGUGCAGUCGUGUCUUUCCCAGCCCUUCUAGUCUGGACCAGCACCUUGGAGACCACAGUAGUGAGUCCCACUUUCUGUGUGUAGACUGUGGCCUGGCCUUCGGUACAGAGGCCCUCCUCCUGGCACACCGGCGAGCCCACACCCCAAAUCCUUUGCAUUCGUGUCCGUGUGGGAAGACCUUUGUAAACCUCACCAAGUUUCUUUAUCACCGGCGUACCCAUGGAGCAGGGGGUGUCCCUCUGCCCACAACCCCAGUUCCACCAGAGGAACCUGUCAUCAGUUUUCCUGAGCCAGCCCCAGCAGAGACUGGAGAACCAGAGGCCCCAGAACCCCCUGUGUCUGAGGAGAGCUCAGCAGAGCCCGCUGCCUCUGGCACCUAUCGUUGCCUCUUAUGUAGCCGUGAAUUUGGCAAGGCAUUGCAGCUGACCCGGCACCAACGUUUUGUGCACCGCCUGGAGCGGCGCCAUAAAUGCAGCAUUUGUGGCAAGAUGUUCAAGAAGAAGUCUCAUGUGCGGAACCAUCUACGUACCCACACAGGGGAGCGCCCCUUCCCCUGCCCUGACUGCUCCAAGCCUUUCAAUUCACCUGCCAACCUAGCCCGUCACCGACUCACACACACUGGGGAGCGCCCCUAUCGCUGUGGGGACUGUGGCAAGGCUUUCACACAGAGCUCUACCCUGAGGCAGCACCGCCUGGUGCAUGCCCAGCACUUCCCCUACCGCUGCCAGGAAUGUGGGGUGCGUUUUCACCGCCCUUACCGCCUGCUCAUGCACCGCUACCACCACACUGGUGAGUACCCCUACAAGUGUCGUGAGUGCCCACGCUCCUUCUUGCUGCGCCGGCUACUGGAGGUGCACCAGCUCGUGGCUCAUGCUGGGCGCCAGCCCCACCGCUGCCCAUCUUGUGGAGCGGCCUUCCCCUCUUCACUGCGGCUUCGAGAGCACCGCUGCGCAGCAGCUGCCACCCAAGCCCCACAGCGCUUUGAGUGUGGGACCUGUGGCAAGAAGGUGGGCUCGGCUGCUCGGCUGCAGGCACAUGAGGCAGCUCAUGCAGCUGCCGGCCCCGGAGAGGUCCUGGCUAAGGAGCCCCCGGCUCCUAGGGCUCCGAGGGCCACUCGCACACCAGUCACUGCCCCAGCAGCUGUCGGUGGUACUACCACUACAGCCCCUGCAGCUCCUGCUCGACGCCGGGGCUUAGAGUGCAGCGAGUGCAAGAAGCUCUUCAGCACAGAGACAUCAUUGCAGGUACACCGACGCAUCCACACAGGCGAGAGGCCAUAUCCAUGUCCAGACUGUGGUAAGGCCUUCCGUCAAAGUACUCACCUGAAAGACCACCGGCGUCUGCACACAGGUGAGCGGCCCUUUGCCUGUGAAGUGUGUGGCAAGGCCUUUGCUAUCUCCAUGCGCCUGGCAGAGCAUCGCCGGAUCCACACUGGUGAACGGCCCUACUCCUGCCCUGACUGCGGCAAGAGCUACCGCUCCUUCUCUAAUCUCUGGAAGCAUCGCAAGACCCACCAGCAGCAGCAUCAGGCAGCUGUGCAGCAGCAGCUGGCAGAGGCGGAAGCAGCUGUUGGCCUGGCUGUGAUGGAGACUGCAGUGGAAGCACUGCCUUUGGUGGAAGCCAUUGAGAUCUACCCUCUGGCUGAGGCUGAUGGGGUUCAGAUCAGUGGCUAACUACCCCAUUUUGUGCUUCCACAACUGUGCCCUGUUGCUGAAGGCCCUUCUCUAACAUCCCCAUAAGCCUCUGUACAUACUGUGUCCCUUCCUCCUCCCCUCCUACUGCCAUGUAAGUUCUAAAAUUGGAUAUAUUCUAUUUUCAGAGGGGGGUGCUCUGGGGUCCUUGUUAUGCUUAAAGGUGCCCCCACCCCACCUGGUGGCCCCAAAGUGAAGUCAAUAAAUGUAAGUUGAACA